AUGACAGGAAGAGGGUUUCUUGUUCCUGACAACUAUGUCGACGAUCUUCCCAAUGAGACCGACAUGAACGUCGCCUCCAUCGCUUGGGGCUUGUCGUUGGGCGUUACACUCUUUAACAUCGCAAAGGGUAUUCGACAGACGCGGUCUGCGUGGAAUCGCAGGAAGAGGAUCACCAGUUAUGUCGCGUUGAUUUGGGCCGAGGUCAUUUCGAGUUUUAUCCUGGGCGUUAUGUGCUGGUUUUAUCUUCGGGGUGACAUUCCGCCGAGCAUGCAGUUCUUCUUCUUUAUCAUUGUUUGGUGGUCAACACAGGUCCAGUGCCUCAUCCAGAUUAUCAUCAACCGAGUAUCCCUAUUAAUGGUGGUUCGAUCCAACGGCACAAAGCUCAAAUGGCUCUGCUUCCUUAUCCUAUUCGCCGUCAACAUCAGCGUAUUUUGCAUCUGGGUCCCCGCUCGACUUCAGAUUAGCGAGUCUUAUAUCCACCUGAACGAGAUCUGGGAUCGAUGCGAGAAGGUCAUUUUCGCUCUUAUGGAUGCUGCCCUCAACUUUUACUUCAUCUACGUCGUCAAGCAGCGACUAGUUGCCAAUGGUCUGCAAAAGUAUACUCGACUCUAUCAAAUGAACAUGUUCUUGUGUGGUAUCUCGAUUGCUCUGGAUGUACUGCUCAUCUGCAUGAUGUCUCUACCCAACGGCUUUGUCUACAUUCAAUUCCAUCCUCUCGUCUACCUCCUCAAACUUCAAAUCGAGAUGAACAUGGCCGAUCUUAUUGGAAAGGUCGUCCGAGCCGGCAACAACGAUCCUCGCAACCACGACUACAGCUCUCGAUCACGAACGACGGGAACAUCUCGACCCCACGGCACACGAUUCGGCCAGACUCUUGCUAGCGCGCAUCACCGAACACACAUCGAGCUUGGAGAGGAGGAUGAGUACGAGCUCAAGGAACGUGAGAAGAUCGAGGGUAUCAAGAAGACUGUCGUCACGCAGAUUGUACAUCAGGGUCAGCAGCAGCAGGAGGAUGAUGAUUCUACUGCUGAGGAUCAGAACGAUAAUGCUGUUAGCGAAGCCAGCUCGACUAAGCAUUUGCAUCACCAGCGCAAGUAUAGCGUUGUAUAG
Molecule: messenger RNA, 1110 nt
Organism: Fusarium redolens
Lineage: Eukaryota; Fungi; Ascomycota; Sordariomycetes; Hypocreales; Nectriaceae
Exons: 3
Coding region: 1-1110 (369 amino acids)
Source: RefSeq, a predicted model, not a curated record